CAUCAAUCCCUAUUUUCACGUCUCCAUCCAUCUAUCGAUCUAUCGCUUUCGGGCAAACAAACCAUAUCGUCGAUCGAUCGGUUCCUUUCGCCUCGUCGUCGUCGUCGAGUUCCCGCGAAAGGAUCAUCCGUAGUUGGAUGUAGCCCUCCCAAUUGCUGAUGCUUUUCGCUCUCGUUCAACCGAUCGAUGAAGCUCUUUGUCGAGACCCUCGCCGGCAAGAAGAUGACCGUGAAGGUCGACCCGUCCGACACCAUCAAUGUCGUCAAGGCCAAGAUUCAUGAGCAGCAGUGCCUUACCUUUGACGACGAGGAGCUAGACGACAGACGCAGUGUGUCCUACUACCGCAUCCAUGAUGGAUCCACUCUUCGCCUCGGUCUGCGCCCGAGAAGGAAGAUCCAAAUCAUUGUCAAAGGGUUGACUGGAAAGGCCAGUACCCAUUAUUUUGAGGAGCUGGACACCGUCGAUUGUGUCAAGGCCAUGAUCCAGGAGAGAGACGGCAUUCCUGCCGCCGAGCAGAGGCUGAUCUAUGCCGGGAAACAGCUGGAAGAUGGUCGCACCCUGGCGCACUAUGCCAUCCACGACUGGGCCACAUUGCACCUCGUGCUCCGUCUCCGAUCAUGCAGUCAAUGCCCAAGACACACCCACGAAAGCGAGCCAGGUCAAGAUCAGGAUUCCAAUGCAGGCUCCUCCGAUGUUAUCACUGAUGUUUCGCCCGAGGCCAAGCACCCUAAAAGCAAGAUUGCAACUCCCAUUGAUGCUGCUAACUUGAGGAGGAGCUCAAGAUCCAAUAAGUAUGAUGGCUUUAAGGUGAACCUUCAAUCUAACAGUAGAAUCCAGAAGUCCAAGGCGAAGAAGAGAUGCUUUCCCACACCGAUAGGCGCUACCAAAAGCGAGGUCGAAGACGCUGGAUAAUUAAUCUCCAGGAAGAUGCUACUUCCCAGAAAUUUGCUAUUUUAUUACCAGUAUCUUGCUUAUGGGUUAAUUUAUUACUAGAUCUUGCUUAUGGCUUUCUCUUAAGAACUGGAAUAUUUUGU
Messenger RNA from Triticum aestivum (bread wheat), 1034 nucleotides. RefSeq names its product polyubiquitin-like. The record is from RefSeq and is a predicted model, not a curated record. Lineage: Eukaryota; Viridiplantae; Streptophyta; Magnoliopsida; Poales; Poaceae. The transcript has 3 exons. Gene Ontology annotation, molecular function: protein binding. The coding region runs from base 187 to 912 and encodes 241 amino acids.